GUUUGGUGGUGAUGUUUUGCGACUCUUCCAUGGCCAUAUGGAUGAAUGUCUGGCAAUUCCAGAAGCUGGGAGUGAAAAUGAAUUCAAUGCUAUUAUGUAUGAAACUGGUGCUGUUUGCAGCCAUGCUAGAUCUCUCUGGAGAAUUGAGCAUAUCAGAACAAAAUGGGCUGGCGGAUUCAUGGGGUGGGAGCUGCAGUGUCGAAUUUGUCAUGUGACAUCUGGACGGUACAUGGCAGCUGGCCAUGACAACCAGCUUGCUACAGUUCACAGAAAUCAAGCCACUGAGAAAAGUACAGCCUUCUAUCUCCAGCAAACAAAGGAUGACAAGAAGCAGCAAGCAGAAAUCCGAGAAGAUGAGGGAAUGGGCAAACCGGAUAUAAAAUAUGAUGACUCCAUAGUCUUCUUGCAACACUGUGACACUGGGCUUUGGUUGUCGUAUCAGACGUUUGAAACCAAAAAAAGGGGAGUUGGAAGGGUUGAGGAGAAGAAGGCUGUCCUGUUAGUUGAAGGUCACAUGGAUGAUGGAGUUACAUUCUCCCGGGCUCAAGAGGAAGAAUCUAGAUCUGCCCGUGUCAUCAGAAAGUGCCAGUCCCUGUUUACCAAAUUUAUCAAAGCUCUUGAAGCCCUCAAAACAGAAGGCCGAGGAUGUCAUGCCUGGUCUCGUAUCAGUUUGUCUGAAAUCAUAAAGUGCCUUGAAGAUCUCAUAGACUACUUUGCUCAACCAAGGGAUGAUGAAGAACAUGAAGAGAAACAAAACAAACUAAGAGCUUUAAGAAACAGACAAGACUUGUUCCAGGAAGAGGGUAUGAUAGCACUAAUCCUGGACACAAUUGACAAGUUCUUGCAAUACAAGAGCAAACAGAAAUUUGCCCACUAUGCUGGAGAAGAUGCUGCUAGCAACUGGGAUGACAUCACAGGAUACCUUUAUCUGCUGCUUGCGGCCAUGAUACGAGGUAACCGGGCAAACUGUUCCCAGUUUGCUCAGUCAUACAGACUUGAUUGGCUGGUAAAUCGACUGGAGAGUCAACAGUCUUCCAAAGGGGUGCUAGAUGUGCUUCACUACGUGCUGAUUGACAGUCCUGAAGCUCUGAACAUGAUUAAAGAAAAACAUAUCAUCACCAUCAUCUCUUUGAUUGACAAACAUGGACGUGACUCUAGGGUGUUGGAUGUACUGAGAUCACUGUGUGUUGGAAAUGGCAUUGCUGUGAGAACGAAUCAAAACCUGAUCUGUGAUAACCUGCUGCCAGGAAAGGAUCUUCUCCUUCAAACAAAGCUUAUUGAUCAUGUCACUAGCUUGCGCCCCAACGUAUUUGUUGGCUUGUGUGAAGGAUCUGCAAUGUAUAAGAAGUGGUAUUUUGAGGUGGUCAUCAUUCAGUGUGAGCCUGGCACUCAUCUUCCACCUGUUCUACGCAUUGGCUGGGCAAACACUGAGGGUUUCCGACCAUUUAUCGGCAGUGGUGAACACUGGGGCGGCAAUGGAGCUGGAGAUGAUCUCUAUUCUUAUGCCUUUGAUGGACUCAAUUUAUGGACAAGUGGCAAGCCAAAACAAGUGCGAAAUGUCAAUACUGCUUUGCAAAAAGGUGAUGUCAUUGGUUGUGCCUUGGAUCUGACCAUUCCACAAAUUGUCUUUUCCAUCAACGGUGUCAAAGUGAGAGGAUUCUUCAAGGACUUCAAUCUGCAGGGACUGUUUUACCCUAUUGUCACCAUGUCUGCAAAUGUCAGCUGUCGGUUUGUUCUUGGAGGUGAAAAUGGUCGGUUGAAAUACGGACCCCCAGAAGAACAUGCACCAGCCAUUGAGUCUCUGUUGCCAAAAGAAAAACUCAAAAUUGAUCCAAUAUUUUUCUUUGGAGAACUGCAAAAGAACAUUCUCAGUGGACCAACAGAAUUUGUUGAUUACCACCCAUUUGUUCCAAACCCAGUUAUCACUUCCAAGAUUCAACUGCCUGCAUAUGUGGAAAAUGUCCGAGACAAACUGGCAGAAAAUCUCCAUGAAAUCUGGGCCAUGAACAAGAUUGAACAGGGUUGGAGUUACGGAGAGGUACGAGAUCCAGACAGAAAGAAGAAUCCAUCACUUACACAGUUUGAAAAAGUCCCCAUGUCUGAAAAGAAAUAUGUCAUCACAGUGGCAUUUGAGACCUUGAGAACAUUGCUGGCCUUGGGUUACCAUAUCACCAUCAAUCCACAGCAGCAGCAGAGCAACAGACUGAAGACAAUCAAGCUAGGGAAUAACUUCCUCCAAAACAAUGGCUACAAACCAAGUCCCCUGGAUUUGUCUGGUAUAGCUUUGAAUGAAAAGAUGGAGGAAUUGGUGGAUUUGCUGGCAGAAAAUACCCACAAUGUUUGGGCAAAAGACAGAAUCAAACAUGGCUGGACAUAUGGUCUCACUGAGGAUCCUGUGUACAAAAGAAGUCCAUUUCUGGUUCCUUACAACAAAGUGGUUGAACACAUCAAGAAAGCCAACAGAGAUACAGCCAGUGAGGCCAUCCGCACCAUGAUAGCUUAUGGGUACACUUUGGAGCCUCCCACCAGUGAAACCGGGGAGAGUGGUAGGACAGGAAGUAAGUUGCAAGAUAAGCUUACAGCACUAGGCCUAGCACAAGCUGUAACAAUGGAAGUGGCUAAGAUCAGUACAACCAGGACAUACCGAGCAGAACUCACCUAUGCUGUCUCAGCAGGAAAAUGGUACUAUGAAUUUGAAGUGAUCACUCCAGGCUUCAUGAAAGUGGGUUGGGCUAAAACUGGUGCAAAAUCUGGCAUUGAACUGGGACUGGAUGGACAUUCUUAUGUAUUUGAUGGAGAGAUGGGCAGAAAAUGGAAUCUGGAAGCAGAAUCUUAUGGCAAAAUGUGGCAAACAGGAGAUGUGAUUGGCUGCAUGUUGGAUAUGCAUGACAAAACAGUUUCUUUCUCCUUCAAUGGUGAACAGAUGAUGGAUGACUUGGGACAGGAGAUUGCAUUCAGGGAAAUAGAUGUUGACAUAGGCUAUGUUCCUGCCUUCACCUUGGGAGCUCACCAGUUAGCAAAGUUGAAUUUUGGACAGGAUGUAAAUACACUGAAGUAUUUCACUUGCUGUGGACUGCAAGAAGGCUAUGAGCCAUUCUGUGUCAACAUGACAAGACAGAUGACGUUGUGGUAUUCCAAGGACCAGUCUUGGUUCCAGCCAGUCAGCAGCUCUCAUUCUCAACUGGAUAUUACUAGAAUUCCUGGAGGAUCAAAUAUGACACCAAGUCUAAAAGUGUCAUCAAAGACAUUUGGAACACUGGAAAAGUCUUACCUGGAGUACAUGAGAUUGAGCUUACCAGUAAAGUGCAGAGAUGAAUUUAUGCCAAGAGAUCGUAAUAUCACCCAGUCUGUCCUGGAGAAGCGUUUGAACCUGGAAGGCCUGAGGCGCCAUGACGUAGACAUUGACGAAGAGAAUCAAACAGGUGGGACGAGUACGCUCUCCAGUCAGGAGAAUAACAGUGAUGCAUGUACAACUAGUGAUGCUAACACGAGUGAUACCUCCAAUGAACAUGGUAACAGGCUUGGCAAAGACAGUUUAAGAAUGCUGAUUGAUCAGAAUUGUGAAAGAGGUUUCAUGGAGAAGAUUCAUGAUGAGAGACUUUUGGGCAAUCACUUACCUGAUAAAAUAAUAGAAGAUGCCAUUCCUGAAGACAAUGAAGAUGACUACACAGGAGAUUCAACAGACAACCUGGUGAAUGGAGGACCUGAUCUUACACUUAGGAAAACUUUGCACCGGGGUUUAACAGAUGACCAGAUCAAUGCUGUGGAUAGACGGAAAACCUUCAAACAAGCAAUGAAAUCUGGGAAAGGUCACUCUCUCGAUGACUCCAGUGUGAUCAGUGAUCGAUCAUCGGCCACACUGAAAGCUGCUGCCAGUGAGUCCAAGCUCAAUGAGGUUGAUGACUCCUUCCUUGCUCCUCCUGACAGGGGGAAGCGCGCGUCAUCAAAGCUGUCGCUACUUGCUGACAAAAUUAUGGACACUGCAAAAAUGGCAACUGACAAGCACAACCAAAAAAGAGGGAAGUCUCCAUUUUCUUCAAUAUUCCGAAAGUCGAAGUCACGUGACCCAUCACCGAACAAUACAUUAUCAACCAGAACACGGUCAACUGAGUACUCGAGUCUGGACAGAAAAAUCGGUCCAAAGAAAAAGAAAGGUCUGGACAAAGGAUUUUCUAAAAAAGACCAACCGUUGCCAUCAGUACGCUUGCAGGAAUCAGAAAUGGACAGUGGUUCUGCUAGUGGACUUGCAGACUUGGAACAAGAUUUCUUUCCCUUGGAGUUUCAGGAUCCACUGGGAGGACGCCAUCUGAACCGAGACUUCAGUGAAGGAUCAGACAAUGGACAGUCUGAUGAACUGAAUGAGCUGAAUGCUCUGGCUGAGCAGAUUCAUGAAUACCACUUUGCUGUGAGGAUCUUCCCAGGACAGGAUCCAGCUCAGGUGUUUGUGGGCUGGGUGACUCCAAGCUUCCACUUUCAGGAAAAUACAUUUGAUACAAAGAAAAUCAGACAUGUUAUUGUUUCUACUCUUGACAUGGACUACAAACUCAAAUCCAGUGUAAGCAGGAAGAACUGUUACAUUGUGUCUGCAGGUGAUCUCCAGCAGAGAUACGCUGAUACCAGUCAGGACGUCAGCUCCAAGAGGACCUCACCCGGAUUGGCCAUUGGUUGUUUCAUUGAUGCUGGGACUGGCAUGCUCAGCUUCACUGUCAAUGGAAAGGAAGUGGCCAAUAAAUUUCAAGUUGAGCCUGGGACAAAACUGUUCCCUGCUGUCAUCUGUGAGCCAACAAUUAAAGAAAUGUUUCAGUUUGAACUGGGAAGUACCAAGACAUCCCUUCCACUGUCUGCUGCUGUAUUCCGUGGUCCCAAGUCUAUUAUUCCAAUGUGUCCACCUCGCCUUGAUGUGCAGGUCCUUGAUCGUAGCAGCUGGGCACGUGUCCCCAGUGUCGCCCUCCAUGUGAACACACUGAAACUGUCAGACAUCAGGGGCUGGAGCAUGCUCUGUGAAAACCCAGUUUCCAUGAUGGCAGUGCAUAUCCCAGAGGAAGACCGGUGCCUCGAUAUACUGGAGAUGACAGAAAAUGAGAAAUUACUUGAUUUCCAUGCAAAAACAUUAGAAUUGUACAUGGCAGUGUCUUCCCAUGGUAACCAUAAAGUGGCCAAUGCCUUGGUGCAGCAUGUGGAUGAGAAGCAGCUGAUGUACUGCAUACAGAGUGAAAAUCUGUCUGGACCUCUGCGACAUGCGUUCCAUGAUUUGUUGAUUUCCAUGCAUCUUGCUUCACACAGCAGAGCUAGAAUCUUGACACAGUACGAGUACAUCAUUCCCCUGACACCAGACAUCAAGAACGUGAGUCUGUACCGGAAGAGAAGUCCACGGUCGGAGAAGUACAAUGUGAAGCACCAGAUUCCUAACAUGGAGGACAGUGUUUCAAUCAGACCUCAGCUUGCUGUAUCAGAGAGGGAAAUUGAAGCAAGAACUGCUAAGGAUGGCAAGUUCUGCUCAGCUCCCUACUUUCCAGUAAACAAACUGAAAUCCUUUGUUAUGCAAGCUCUGACUGCUGCAGUGGAAAAGGGAGCUGCCCACAUUAGAGAUCCCAUUGGAGGCAGCAAUGCAAAUCUGUUUGUUCCAUUGCUGAAAGUGGUUGACCAGCUGUUGGUGAUGGGGUUGUUCGACGAUGAUGAUCUCCAUCAGCUUCUGUGUCUCCUUGAACCCAGUGUUUUUGAUGAGAAGAAACUACACAAUGCCAGCGGUCAAGGACUCUUGAACAUGAAACUUUCUGAAGCUGUCAAACUGGAGGUUUGCCGCAUCUUGCAGCACUUUUGUGAUGUUCAGCUGCGACACAGAGUGGAAUCUGUCAUUUCCUUUUCGGAUGGAUUUGUCUCCAACCUCCAAUGUGAUCAACUUCGACGAUAUAAUGAAAUCAAGCAAGCAGAUCUGCCGUCUUCUGUGACUGCUAGAAAAACCAGAGAAUUCAGAUGUCCAGCAAGUUCACAGAUGAAAACAUUGUUAGCUUUCAAGAAAAGUGAAGAUGAUGGCAAACACAAAGAACCCAGUUCAUGUGCUGAUGAGAUCCAGGAGAGCCUCCACAACUUCCACAAUAGUCUCUUACAGCACAGUGCAAUGCCAAAUCUCGAGUCACUGGAUAAGAAAGUAACAAAGACAGUUGAGGUACCAAAGCCACCCAGUCUUGGAGAAACAUUAUUGCAAUUGGUUGGUUUGGUGAAAAAGGAAAUUCUUCAAGAGACAACUGAAAAUAAUGCCGAGAAGCCUGAUUCAAUUCAGAUACUUGUAGCAGGCACUAUGGUGAAGUGGGCUGUUGAGUCAUUUCUCACCAAUCAGGACCUUGUUAGAGAGAUGUUUAGUCUUCUACACAGACAGUAUGAUGGUGUUGGAGAGUUGCUGACUUCCGUGGACAAGGCAUAUGCCAUCAGCAACAAGAGUCAUGAGGACAUCAAUGUGCUGCUGAAGAACCUGGGUGUGAUCCGCUCUCUGUUAGAGGUGCAGGCUGACCGGGAUGAAGAGGAGCUCAUGAAGAAGAGUCUCAAAGAUGCAAUGGACAACAAAGUGUUCUUCCAGCACCCAGAUCUGAUGCGAGCUCUGUGUGUGCAUGAGACCGUGAUGCAGCUGAUGGUGAACACCCUCAACAAGGCACAACACCAACAGUCAGCCUCUGGUGGAACCGAUCUUAGUGUUAGUCAAGGGAGACAAUCUGCAACCACUGGAACUCUUGACAGCCUCACAGAACAAACUAAGGAUGCUGCAGCUGAUAUGGUUGUCAUGUGCUGUCGAUUUCUGUGCUAUUUCUGCCGAACAAGUCGUCAAAACCAGCGAGCAAUGUUUGAACAUCUCAGCUAUUUGCUUGACAACAGCAACAUGCUACUGGCACGUCCAUCUCUGCGUGGGUCUUGCCCACUAGAUGUGGGCUGUGCAUCACUGAUGGACAACAAUGAACUUGCCCUGGCCUUGAGGGAGUCUCACUUGGACAAGAUAUCUGCCUACUUGUCAAGGUGUGGUCUGCAGUCCAAUGCUGAACUCAUGGAAAAAGGCUACCCGGAUAUUGGGUGGGAUCCUGUAGAGGGAGAGAGGUUCUUGGACUUUCUGAGAUUCUGUGUAUGGGUUAACGGUGAAAGUGUGGAAGAAAAUGCCAAUCUUGUUGUGCGUUUGUUGAUUCGGAGACCAGAAUGUCUUGGUCCAGCUCUGAGGGGAGAAGGUGGAGGUCUUCUACAAGCAAUCCGAGAGGGAAUCCAGAUGUCAGAGCAAAUAACAGCCAGCAGGGAUGGGACAGCGUGCAGUUUUCUAGCUGCCAUGAAUGAUGACGAUGACAGUGGAGGGAACUUCCUCUUUCAGAGCAAAUAUGACUUCUCUGCUCUGCCACCUGAGGAUGACGAGGACUACAUAGACAUGGGUGGAGCUAUCCUCAACUUCUAUGCUAGUCUAGUUGACCUGUUGGGUCGGUGUGCACCUGAUGCAGAGACAAUAAAGGCAGGCCGCAGUGACUCUCUGCGAGCCCGUGCUAUACUCAGGAGUUUGGUUUCCAUGGAGGACUUGGAAGGAGUUCUGGGGUUGAGAUUUAUUUUGCCUGUCGGUUUGCAUUCAAAUCCACCAAUAUCAGGAGACCAGGACACUGAAAGUCAGGCUCCACCACCUAGUGACCUGCCCCCAGGGCUGCUGCCAAACCACAAGUCAUCAAUUGUGAUGUUCUUGGAACGUGUGUAUGGGCUGGAUGACCAAGUCUCAUUCUUCAGAGUUCUCGAAGAGGCUUUCUUACCAGAUUUAAGAGCUGCAACAACCCUGGAUAGUGCCAUGGCAUCUGAAAGCGACAUGGCUCUUGCUCUGAACCGCUACCUGUGUGCAUCAGUCCUGCCACUGUUGAUGAGGUACAGCGAAUACUUUGGAGAUGCUGACCACUACACUCACAUACUGGACUCUCUGUUACACACCGUGUACCGCCUGUCCAAGUGCAGAACUCUCACCAAGGGACAGCAGGAGGCAGUAUCGGAUUUCCUUGUAGCAUUUACCACUCAGCUGCGACCACCAAUGAUGACAAGUCUUUUGAAGAAACUCACCAGAGAUGUUCCUGCAUUGUCUGAACAUGCCAUUGUACCACUGAGAGUACUGACAUCACAUUAUGAGAGAGUUGGAAGAUACUAUGGCAGUGGUGGAGGAGGAUUUGGUUCUCAGGGAACUGCCACCGAGGAAGAGAAGCGACUGACCAUGAUUCUCUUCAGUGGCAUUUUUGACUCCUUGGCACAAAGGGCGUAUGAUCCAGAGUUGUUUUCCAAAGCCCUGCCAUGCUUGUCUGCAAUUGGCUGUGCUCUCUCACCAGAGUAUGCUAUGAGUCACACAGAUGACAGCUGGGCUCAACCAUCCAGUAGUGACAUUGAAGGAAUCUACGUGCCUCGCCCAGUUGAUAUAUCCAGGGUAAAUCUGAAUCAAUCCCUGGAUUCGGCUGUUCUCAAGUUUUCUGAACAUUUCCAUGACUGCUGGGCUGUCAGGAAGAUUGAGUGCGGAUGGGCAUAUGGGACAACCUAUGAUGAGCAUAAGAAAAGUCAUCCAUUAAUCAAGCCAUUUCAUCUGCUUGAUGAAAAGGCUAAAAGAAGGUACACUGAACCUGUGCGUGAAAACCUCAGAACGAUGCUGGCUCUGGGCUGGACAGUUGAACAGGAUAAGAACCGUGUGUCUACAACCCGGGAAAGCAUCAAGAGAAGGGCUUCCAAAGCAAAUGCUUUUGAUCAUGGAUACAGUCCUAGACCAUAUGAUCUGAGAAACAUUACACUCUCCAGAGAUUUACAGACUAUGGCUGAGAGGUUGGCAGAGAAUGCUCAUGACUUGUGGGCUAAGAGAAAGAAAGAAGAACUUGAUGCAAUUGGUGGUGGUGUUCAUCCCCAGCUGGUGCCCUAUGACAUCCUCACAGACAAGGAGAAGAGCAAAAACCGGGAACAUGCUCAGGAGCUUUUACGUUUUCUGCAGUUUCUCAGUUUCAGAAUCUCAAGUGGUGACAUGGGCAUGGAUCGCAGACGUGAAUCUCAUUCUAGGCACAGCGGGGCAUCGGGUGAAAGUGCAGUGGGUGUGUCUGCGACGGAACGCAGAUUUGCAUACAGCUUACUAGAGAAACUGUUAGACUUUCUAGACAAGGCUUCAGUGAACAUGAGUUUAUCUCGAGCCAGCAAAAAAUACAGUAGGAGAGAGAGUUACACACAAACUACAGAGGAUGUCAAGUUCUUUGGAAAGGUGGUGCUGCCUUUUGUUGAACGAUAUUUCCGUGCUCACCGGAUUUACUUCAUUUCCUCUCCAAACACGCCACACAGCACAUCAGGGAUUGCCUCUGUCAAAGAGAAAGAAAUGACAGCCAAUUUGUUCUGUAAGCUUGCCCAAGUUCUGAGGUCAAAGAUUACAGCGUUUGGUCACAAUGUGAACAUCUCAGUACGUUGUCUGAGAGUUCUGGUGCAGGCAGUUGACUUCAGAUCUGUGGUGAAGAACAGUCCUGAGUUUGUCCGAUCGUCCAUUCUGCCAUUCUUUAACAAUGCUGCUGAUGACCUGGCGCAGGUGAUGGACAACCUGCAGAAGGGCCGGUUCAGUCACGUGAAGGGAACCAUCACCCGGGGCGCCACCAGUCUCGAUUACGUCCACAUGGUGCUGCUGCCGGUCCUCUCUGCAACCUACGACCAUCUUGGUGCAAACAACUUUGGAACAGAUCUUUUGGUUGGGGAGGUACAACUUGCCUGUUACCGAAUACUUAAUGCCCUGUACACUCUAGGCACAAACAGCUCAGCAUUUGUUCAGAGCUGGUUGUAUGGAGCUAAAAAACCUAAACAUCGACCGGCUCUUGGGGAGUGUAUUGGAUCCUUUGCAAAUUGUUUCCCUGUGGCUUUUCUGGAGCCAGAACUCAACAAGUACAAUAAGAAUUCCAUACUGUUUGGUCUAGAAGGGAAAAUAUCUGAACACUCGUUAGAGGCUCAAGAGGUGAUGGAUCAACUGGCACAGAACUUGCCGACACUGGAGAAGAUAGUAGCAGAGAUAGGAGAGCUGUCCCUGUCGGGUGGCAAGUACAAAGAGGCUUCCCAUGUCAUUGAAGUCACUCUGCCAAUGCUCUGCAGUUACCUUCCAUUCUGGCUGAAUUGCAGACCAGAUAAUUUGAAGCCAGAUGAAAGCACAAAGCUCUCUGCAGUGACAGCUGAACAGAUGAAUGGAGUGCUGGGCAAUGUACUGAGUCUGAUAGGCAACAACAUUGGAACAGAUGAUGCUCCAUGGAUGAACAGAAUUGCUGCACGGACACAGCCAAUUAUUGCCAACUCCACCCCUAACAUGAUAAAAGAUCACUUCUUGCCCAUUGCUCAGAAACUGAGAGAAGCAGCUACAAAUGUUGAGUACUUGGAAAAGAGACUGAGCAUUGAAAAGCGAAUCGUUUCUGAUUCUUCAGAUAUGGAAGCCACAGUUCAAGAGAAAUACAACAUCCUGACACGAGACAUGUAUGCUUUCUACCCACUGCUGAUCAAAUACGUGGAUCUGCACAGAUCUCAUUGGCUGAAAUUUCCAACUGCUGAAUGUGAGGAACUCUUCAGCUGUGUGGCAGAAAUUUUCUCCAUCUGGUCAAGAUCUCUUAUGUUUAUGCGAGAAGAGCAGAACUUUGUUGCACACAAUGAAAUAGACAAUAUGGCACUGAUUAUGCCCAGCCAAACAAAACACCUUUCUGUUGCUAAGAUGGAUGGGACGCAAGACACAGCCACAAAUGUUAAACGUCAGCCAGGUUUGAAGAAACGAGAAAGGAAGAGCCGGUUGGAGCCUCACAACAGCUUGAAUGUGGCCUGUCUUAAGAGACUGGUUCCAGUGGGGUUAUCGUUUUUCACUGGUCGUGAACAGGAGUUAUUGCAGCAGGCAAAACAAAAACUCAUUCAGAAGGACCCAGAAGGAGACAUUGAAGAGUUCCUUCUCCAAAGCCUUGAAACAGUGGAACAGGUCAUUGAUGAGGCAACCCAAUGGCAGAAAGUACUGUACCGCAAGAUUGGAGACACCAAGAUGUCUGGGCAGAGUCAGCUCAGCCAAAGCAAGAUCAUUGACCGGAUCAUCUCCAUGGCCAAAGUCAUGCAUGGUCUACACUUGGUUGAACAUCCACUGGCAAUCUCUAAAAGUGUAUGGAAGAAGGUAAUCUCAUCACAGAGGAAGAGAGCUGUCAUGGCUUGCUUCAGAAUGAUUCCACUCUACUCUUUACCCAGGCACCGUGCUAUCAACCUGUUCUUGAAGCAUUACAGGGAGCAGUGGCUACAGACCGAGGAGCCUGACAAGAACAUUCUAAUUGAAGACCUCACUCGAUCUGAUGAGAAGGAAGAAGAGGUUGAAAAGAAGGAUGUGGAGGAGGAGGUGAAGCCAGACUCUCUGUCGCAGCUGAUUACAGCUCUGAGCCGGGCUGCUACCAAAGAACAGACAAGCAGUUUGCCAGAGGAUCCGCUAUACAUGGCAUAUGCUGGCAUCAUGAGCAAAAGCUGUAGUGGAGAAGAUGAAGAGGAUGAUGAUGAUGGUGGUGAAGAUGAAGGACCUGGUCCAUCAUUUGAGGAGCAAGAGAUGGAGAAACAACAGCUUCUGUCUCAACAGUCUCGCCUGGCUGACCGAGGAGCCGCUGAAAUGGUGCUGCUUUACAUGGGAGCCAGCAGAGGUGAACAUGGACCAAUGGUAAUGAACACCAUUGACCUGGGAAUAUCUUUACUCAGGGGUGGCAAUGUUGAUGUCCAAAAGAAAAUGUUACAGCACCUCAAAGAUAAAAAAGAUGUUGGAUUCUUCACAUCUGUAUCUGGAUUAAUGCAGCAAUGCAGUGUUUUGGACCUGGAUGCAUUUGAAAGAACAAACAAGGCAGAAGGCUUGGGAAUGAGUGCUGACACCAAUGAAGAAGACAAGACUGAAUUUACCUGUAAACUCUUCAGAUUCCUCCAACUGUUGUGUGAAGGUCACAAUUUAGAAUUCCAGAACUACCUCCGAACUCAGGCUGGUAACACAACAACUGUCAACAUCAUCAUAUGUACAGUUGACUAUGUUCUCAGACUUCAGGAAUCUAUCAUGGAUUUCUACUGGCACUACUCUGGUAAAGAUGUCAUAGACACAGCUGGUAAAGACAAUUUCUGCCAGGCUAUCAAAGUGGCAUCACAGAUCUUCAACACAUUGUCUGAAUAUAUUCAGGGUCCUUGCUCCCUGAACCAACUGGCUUUGGCACACAGCAGGCUGUGGGAUGCUGUGGGAGGAUUCUUCUACAUUUUUGCUCACAUGCAGGACAAACUUUCCAAGGACCCUGAACAACUUGACUUGCUGCGCGAGUUCAUGAAGCUCCAGAAAGACAUGAUGAUCAUGUUGCUGUCCAUGUUGGAAGGUAAUGUGAUGAAUGGACCAAUUGGAAAACAGAUGGUGGACACAUUGGUAGAAUCAGCCAGUAAUGUUGAGAUGAUUUUGAAGUUCUUUGACAUCUUCCUGAAAAUGAAAGACUUGACUACAUCAGAAGCUUUCUUGGAAUUUGAUACAAAUAAGGAUGGCUGGAUCUCACAUAAAGAAUUCCGACGGGCUUUGGAAGCCCAAAAGUUCUAUUCAGAAGAAGAAAUUGAGUACAUCAUGAUGUGUGUGGAUGCCAACCAUGAUGGAAAGGUUGAUUUCCAUGAGUUCACAGAUCGGUUCCACAACCCAGCUAAAGACAUUGGUUUCACCAUGGCCGUACUGCUUACCAACCUGUCAGAACACAUGCCCAAUGAACCAAGACUGGAGAGACUCUUGGAGAAGGCAGCUAGUGUGUUGACAUAUUUCCAGCCAUAUCUUGGUAGGAUUGAGAUCAUGGGUAGUGCAAACAGAAUAGAAAGAGUCUACUUUGAAAUCAAACAGUCACAUAUUGACCAGUGGGAAAAGCCACAAAUUAAGGAGUCAAAGAGAUCAUUCCUACACAGUGUGGUCAAUGAAGGGGGUGACAAGGAGAAGCUGGAAAGCUUUGUCAACUUCUGUGAGGACACAAUCUUUGAGAUGCAGCAUGCAACAAGUAUCAGUGCUGAAGAGCAGAGGAUCGCAGCCAUGAGGAGUGGUGUUGGUAUCAGUGGUGAUGGAGGUGAAAAAGAACAAACGAAAAAGCUUCCUAAGAAAAGGAUGCUUGAGCCAGUUAUCUUGACCUAUCGAUUCAUCAAGGAGAACCUGUCUGCCUUGCUCUCGUUCUUGACCUGGUCAAACAUGAAGAAGACCUACAAGACUGUGAAGCGUAUGACGUACUGGCAGCUGUUCCUCGCCUCCAUCAAACUCUCCUUCAAGAUGGCCUUCCUCCUGUUGACUCUCAUCUUCCACAUCAUCUGGACACUAAUGAAGUUCUUCAUCAACAUGAUGAUGGGAGAUAAGGAAUCUGAGUUGACGAAGACAGUGGAACCCGCACCUCUGCCAGUUGGGCCGCUAGCUCUGGGGGCUCCCAUUGUUGGUGUGUAUUCACCGGACGAUGGCAGGGACCUGAAGCCACCCAUACCAGGAGAUUCUACCAUGGAUACAAAUCAAAACUUGAUGAAUGGAGAGAAGUCUGUUCCACCUUUAUCAACAGCUCCACCAGGUAGCAGCACCACAGAUACAUUUAUUCCAAAUGGUACUGCAGGGGAAACAACUCUUAAUGGUGUUAUUGGACAAACUUCAACACAAACUACUGAGGUGGUUCAAGAGAAAAUAGUUUACAAAACUGAUGCCCCUACUGUUCCUAUGCAGGCUACACCUGCUGUUCAAACACCGGAACUGCUCAGAGCUGCUUCUGUGGUGGAUCCAGUCACUGGGGAACAACAGCAGGCCACUGAGGAAGAGGAACAAGAAGCACAGGCCUUUGAUUAUGGCAAAUAUAUCCUGAGUUUGUUUGCAAGAAACUUCUAUAAUUUCAAGUACUUCGCUCUUGCACUAGCAUUUGCAAUCAACUUUAUUCUCCUAUUCUACAGGGUUUCCAAGGUAAUACCAGAAUCUGAUUCUGAGUUUGAUGAACCAACAAAUGGAACUGAAGAGGUUGAUGAUGCUGACAUUGAGGAGAUAGUUACAAUUGAGGGUAACUUUUCGUACCUGGAGAUUGUGAUGCGCUGUUUGGCCAUCAUGCACACACUGAUAUCUUUCUCCAUGCUGGUUGGCUAUUACUGCCUGAAAGUGCCUUUAGUCAUAUUCAAACGGGAGAAGGAGAUUGCUCGAAAACUUGAGUUUGAAGGUCUAUAUAUUGCGGAACAACCAGGAGAUGAUGACCUCAAAGCUCAUUGGGACAAACUGGUGCUGAGCACACAAUCAUUUCCAGAAAGUUACUGGGAUAAGUUUGUCAAAAAGAAGGUUCGGUCCCGCUAUUCAGAGCAGUAUGAUUAUGAGGCAAUCAGCAAUCUGCUAGGCAUGGAGAAAGGUGACACCAUUACCGCAGAGACAGAACAGAAAUCUCGACUUCCUGCUUUCCUGACGAACAUCGACUGGCAAUAUCAGAUCUGGAAGUGGGGAGUUAUUUUCACUGAUAAUUCCUUCCUCUACAUAGUUUGGUACUUCAUAUUUUCCGUUUUUGGCAACUUUAACCACUUCUUCUUUGCGGCUCACCUACUUGAUGUGGCCAUUGGCUUCAAGACACUGCGAACCAUCAUGCAGUCAGUUACACACAAUGGGAAACAGCUGGUGUUAACAGUGAUGCUGUUGUGUGUGCUGGUAUAUAUUUAUACUGUUAUUGCAUUCAACUUCUUCCGCAAGUUUUAUGUUAAAGAAGAAGAUGGUCAAGUUGACUAUAAAUGCCAUGAUAUGAUGACUUGUUUUGUUUACCACUUGCACACUGGCGUUCGGGCUGGUGGUGGCAUCGGUGAUGAGAUUGAGCCAGCGGAUGGUGAUGCAUACGAGAUGUACAGGAUUCUGUUUGACAUCACCUUCUUCUUCUUUGUCAUUGUUAUCCUGCUGGCCAUCAUUCAAGGUUUGAUCAUUGAUGCCUUUGGUGAGUUGAGAGAUCAGUUGGAACAAGUCAAGGAAGACAUGGAGUCCAAAUGCUUCAUAUGUGGAAUUGGAAAAGAGUAUUUCGACAAAGUGCCACAUGGCUUUGAAACCCAUGUCCAAAAUGAACAUAAUUUUGCAAACUAUAUGUUCUUUUUGAUGCACUUGAUCAAUAAACCAGACACAGAAUAUACAGGACAGGAAACCUAUGUUUGGGAGCUAUAUCAACAGCGAUGCUGGAACUUUAUUCCUGUUGGAGAAUGUUUUCGCAAACAGUAUGAAAAUGAAGUAUCUUGACAAGUCUAAAUUCAGCUUUUGUAUAUUACUGACUCCAUUGUUGUGUCACAAUUUGCUGUGAAUCCUUUCAAGAGAAGAUACUACCACAUUUUGUGUGACUGAAACCAGUUCAGUGCAAAUCUUGUACACAUUUUAAAUUGUUCUGUUAGAUUUUGCUGUGAACCCACAACGAGGUAUGAGCACAUUAUUUUGGUUUUCGUUAACCUCAGUUCAAUGCAAGUCAUAUUUCAUUUUCACCUCAGAAGAUCAACAAGACACUUAUUAACAUUUUGACUUUGAUCAAUAGUUUGUGCCUUUUUGAUCUCCUUAAAAAUACAUGGACAAAUGUCACUUUUCCACAAUACAUUAAUUUUAUGAGUCCCAUGAAAAUGCAUAAUUUAUAGUAUAUUUAAUAUAAUUUAAUAUAGAAUGGACAUACAAAUGUGUAUGUUUGAUUAAUAUUAGAUCUCAUUACCUGUUUGUUGUGCAAUAUUUUUUUAUAGUUGACCUUUUUGAUAACAUGGACAGAGCAAAUGAUUUUGCUUUUUGUGAUAUAAAAGUGACUUGGCUAAGACAUUUCAGCUUACGGUGUAUGUGUGUGCACUCAGUAUUUGCUUGAUAUGAUGAAUAUUAAUAUAAUGAAACAGCUUAAUGUGUCACUUUGAAGACUGGUGUAUGAAGGAUUGACUCGCCACAUAUAUAGAUAUAUAUCUAAUUUAAUUUUUAAAAAAUACAGUUUUGUAUUUUAUGUGUUUGAUUAUGAUUCAUCCAACCUGUUUUUAUGUAGGUAAUAUGGUAUUAAUUUUAGAUUUAAGUAAAAAAAAAAAUUAUAAUAGCUUUUACAAGAUAUUCAUAAAUGUGCAUGUGCCAAAUUUGAUAUUUUUUGUUUGAUGAUUAUUUUGCAAUAACUGAAGUUAAUCUGUUUUACUUGUGAUUGUGCAAAGAUGGUCAGGCUUGAAUAAUUUAAUAAAUAUGUAUUUUAUAAUGUGUUUUUUUACCACCUUUAUUUCAGUUGAACUUUUUCUUCAUUAUACAAAACAUAAAAAAACUGAACAUUUUUAAAUAUGAAAGAAGUCUUCAUUUGGGUUGUAAUAUAAAAGUCUUUGUUGCAAUCUUAUAGAAACAAACAAAAAAACCCACUUAAAAAAAACAACUAAAAUACUCUAGGGACACUCAAAAACCAGGUUAUUAAACAUUUAAAUAUAUUUGUAUUAUAUUUGCUUUAAUCUUUACAAUUUCUUACAAAAUCUAUACUUAGACGUCAAGACCAAAAACUAAAAUUCAAAAUAUUCCAUUUAAUAGCUAUAAUACUGAUACUAGUUUGUGGUUGAAUAAAUAAUUUGCCUUAAUUUGUUUGUAUGUACAUUGUACUACAAUUGUGAAAUAUAUAUAUGCACAUAAGUUUGUUAGAAUGUACAUGCAUAUAUCAUAUGUUUAUUAGACUGUACUUGCAUAUAGGUAAUAUAUUUGUGUUCAGUCAAUAUUGCUUCAUAUUUAUAUACCUAUGGAAGUGAUCUACUACUACUGACAAAUAAAACCUUGUUAUGCUUCAAAUUAUUUUUACAACCUGCGUUAAGAUUUAUUGUAAAUAUGUAAGAAUUGCAUUUAAUUUAUUAACUGGGGUGUGCAACUGGUUUUCCUAAUAUGGAUUGAUUAUUGUUAUGCGUUAUCUAAUUGUCAAUGUAAGUUAUAGAUUUGCAGUGUUGUUUUAGGAAAAAUAAGUAUAUUAUGGUAUGAAAAUACACUGUCAUAUUUUAACUGAGAAUACCCAUUCUAAAAAUAGUUAGUUUUUUCUGUACUUUUAGUCAGAGUUCUCAGAAUAUAGGAUUGAGUAAUAACAAUUAUAAGCAUUUUUAUCCAAGUUAAGACUAUUUGGAACUGUUCUACUGACCUUGCAAUAUUAGUAUAUCAGGACUUUUUUGUGAAUGGGUCCUUCAUGACAGAAGUAUUUUAAAUUUUUGUCAUUACCAAUAAUUUUUCUUGGUUGUUUACACCUUAGCUACUUUUACAAUUGUUUUUCAGAUGAAUAUGUAAUCUUUUUAUGGUGCAAUAAAGUAAGCUUUUUAGUUCACUUGUGAUGUAGUAUAGUUAGAAAAAUGUGUUGUGCAAUAUUUAUUUAUUGUUUUGUUUUAUUUAUUAUUUUUGAAAAGUUUUGUGUUGAAGUAACAUACUGUCUUAUUCAAGUGCAUUGCAGCUCUGGGGAAAACAAUACUGAUGUGUAUGUACAUGAGAUUUUAUGUAUCUGUUUUUCUUUUCUUUAUUAUAUGUGCUUAAUACAAAAAAAAAUGAAGCGGAGUGUGGAAUUCCCUGUUUGAAUACCUGUUGUGUAUAUCUUAAUAGUAUUUGGUUAGUUGAAAGGAAAUGCUACAACUUUUAGAUAUCAGAAAAAAACAUGAAGUUUAAUACAAAAUUAUUUUUGGAUACUUUAAUACACAUAUAUGGUUGGGAAAAUGUUUAGCGUUGCUUACAAAAAGUUCCCUAGAAGAGUAUGGAAAGUUAUUAAGACUGUAUUUUGUUUUUAUUUUAUAACUACAGUCCUACUUUAUGCUUUAAAGAAUACAUCUUACUACUUUUCUCAUUUUUGUUCAGGAUAUUUUUGUUAUAUUUGUUUGAAUAAGUGCUUUGAAUUAUUUUUAUGUUUGGAUAAGAUAUUUUUCUGCUUGUAUCAAAAUAAGGUUCAAGUAUUUUGGUAUAGGAAGGCAACUGAGGAAUCGGGUAAAAGACUGAAGUUUCAUUUCUUGUUUUCCACUCUCAGUAUGUUAUUUAUCUUUCUUUUUUGAAGAAGAGAAGAGUUCUUAAUUGUGGCAUAUAUUAUGUAUAAAAUCAUUGGCAAUGUGUGGUGUUUGUAUACUGUUAACAUCCCGAUUUAAUCAUUUGUCUUAAUCCUAAUUAUUAAUGUAUGAAAUGUUUAUUAACGCAAAUAAUUGGUUAUUGAUUAAUUACCUGCUGAAAUGCAGUCUUCCUGCCGCAUUUGUAAUUUCUAGAAAAGUAUUUGUUUAGGUCUGCACAAUAGACAAUGGAUUGUUACCGUGUGAGAUUGCUGGAUUUUUUUGUCUAACAAAUCAAAAUUAAGCUAAUGAUACAGCUGUGUCAUUCUAAAAAAUUUAAAUAAAUUUUGAUUAUGAAA
This is a messenger RNA of Gigantopelta aegis, 18329 nucleotides long. RefSeq names its product ryanodine receptor-like. Bases 38 to 15223 code for a protein of 5061 amino acids. Gene Ontology annotation, cellular component: calcium channel complex; sarcolemma; Z disc. The record is from RefSeq and is a predicted model, not a curated record. Gene Ontology annotation, biological process: calcium ion transmembrane transport; intracellular calcium ion homeostasis. Lineage: Eukaryota; Metazoa; Mollusca; Gastropoda; Neomphalida; Peltospiridae. The transcript is spliced from 114 exons. Gene Ontology annotation, molecular function: ryanodine-sensitive calcium-release channel activity; protein binding; calcium ion binding.